AUGAUUGCCAAGCAAGAUGAAGAGGUAACCCCAAAUCAAGAGAAAGAGAUAACCCUUAACCAAGAUGAAGAAAAAACAACGAUUGAGCAAGAUGAAGGAAUAAGCGAAAUUAAGCUUGAUGAGGAAAUAACCAAAGAGCAAGAUGAAGAGAUAAACGAGGUACAAAGCGAAGAAAUAAACAAAAUUUGGAAUGAAGCAAUUUCUACAAGCCCGGAAAUAACCACAGAGCAAGUGGUCACAGAAGCUCCUGAAGUAGUCACAGAUGCUCCUAAAGUGGUAACAGAAGCUCCUGAAGUGGUCACAGAAGCUCCUAAUGUGGUCACAGAAGCUCCUGAAAUGGUCACAGAUGCUCCUGAAGUGGUCACAGAAGCUCUUGAUAUGGUCACAGAAGCUCCUGAAGUGGUCACAGAUGCUUCUGAAGUGGUGACAACAGCUCCUGACGUAGUCACAGACGCUCCUGAAGUGGUCACCGAUGCUCCUGAAGUGGUCACAGAUGCUCCUGAAGUGGUCACAGAAGCUCCUGAAGUGGUAACAGAAGCUCCUGAAGUAGUCACAGAUGCUCCUGAAGUGAUCACAGAAGCUCCUGAAGUGGUCACAGAUGCUCCUGAAGUGGUCACAGAUGCUCCUAAAGUGAUAACAGAAGCUCCUGAAGUAGUCACAGAUGCUCCUAAAGUGGUCACAGAAGCUCCUGAAGUGGUCACAGAUGCUCCUGAAGUGGUCACAGAAGCUCCUGAAGUGGUAACAGAAGCUCCUGAAGUAGUCACAGAUGCCCCUGAAGUGUGGUCACAGAAGCUCCUAAUGUGGUCACAGAAGCUCCUGAAAUGGUCACAGAUGCUCCUGAAGUGGUCACAGAAGCUCUUGAUAUGGUCACAGAAGCUCCUGAAGUGGUCACAGAUGCUUCUGAAGUGGUGA
Dendronephthya gigantea is the source of this 912-nucleotide messenger RNA. Its product is annotated as MAGE-like protein 2. NCBI's taxonomy places the organism in Eukaryota, Metazoa, Cnidaria, Anthozoa, Malacalcyonacea, Nephtheidae. The record is from RefSeq and is a predicted model, not a curated record. Bases 1 to 912 code for a protein of 303 amino acids. The transcript has 4 exons.